AUGGAUCAGAAUUUUUCACCAGAACAUUUUGAGACGAUCUUUAGAUCACUUCCAACUGACAAAGAUUUACACUCUUGCCUUUUGGUUAAUAAAUAUUGGGCUGCUUGUGCCGUUCCGAUUUUAUGGGAGGCACCCUUCGGAAUUAGUGACAGUUUUACUCCGUCUCCUAAAGUAAUUCAAACCUAUCUUGCAUUUAUACCGGAUAGGACUACUACAAAUUCGAAUGAAAAGUUAUCGAUUAACAAAGCACCUUUGUUUGACUAUCCAUCAUUCCUUAAAGAGUUCUCAUAUGAUCGAUUUAUUACUGCAGCCGUAACGAACAAUUGUAGUAAAUAUACUAUAAUUGAAUUAUUAAAAAUAUUAUCAAUCCGAGAUACGAAAUUACGUAGAUUUAAAAUAUAUGACCAUCUAUUUAGUCAAUAUUUUAACCGUAAUAAUAGAGUAGCAUCUUUGGUCCUUCCUCAUUUUUCUGAGUGCACAUCUAUAUUUAGUAGUCUGACUUAUUUUAAUUGUAGUUAUCAAUGGCCAGUGCAAAAAGCUCAACUUUUUAAUUCAAUAGCAAACAAUUGCCGUUAUAUUAAAAAAAUUAAGGUCAGCGUUUGGCAUGAGGAUGAAGGAAUAGCAUUAGCAAAUCUUAUUCGUUCUCAAAAGCAUUUAAAAAAGUUCUCUCUGAUAAACAGCAAUAUUUUUGCGUCAUUUCCCAUACAAGCUCUUGUGGAUCAGAAAUGGCUUAACAGUGUGACAUUUGAAGACAUGCAUGAAAAUCGUAACUUAUGUGAUAAGGAAUUUUUUAAUUAUACAAUUUGUGAAUUAAAUAAUGAUGCUAUCAAUGCACUUGCUCAGUGUACGAAUAUCAACAAAGUGAAAUUUAAACAUUGUGAAGGACUAAACUCUCCUUUAUUUCUUCCUAUUAGUUAUACUUUUACAAACUUGAUAUCUUUAGAAUAUUCAUAUGGAACUUAUAAAAUUAAUGACCGUACAACUCCUAUAAAGUUAUUAUCUAGCCUUAUUGAGGAGAGCUGCGAUACACUUAAAAAAAUCAUACUUGACUGGCACUCUGAUGACCAUAUUGAUAUCACUCAGCUCAUCGAAACUAUUGCACGUCGUGCUAUAAAUCUUGAAUAUUUGAAAAUCCCACUUUAUACGUUAGAAGAUCUUGCUCUGAUUCACCAAGCUAAUAAUCAAUUAAAGAAACUUGAACUUUAUAUUUUGAAUAGAAGAAUAAAUCUAUAUUGUAUUCUUUUUCUUUUUGCUAAUGUUCCACUUAAAAUCACCGGAUUGUUAAUUUUAUUUUAUGCUUACAUAAACAACUAA
Messenger RNA from Dentiscutata erythropus, 1314 nucleotides. The record is from the annotation of a GenBank genome assembly. Lineage: Eukaryota; Fungi; Glomeromycota; Glomeromycetes; Diversisporales; Gigasporaceae.